Hansenula ciferrii is the source of this 1737-nucleotide messenger RNA. It is a transcript of the gene PHR1, whose product is annotated as deoxyribodipyrimidine photo-lyase PHR1. Gene Ontology annotation, cellular component: cytoplasm; nucleus. Gene Ontology annotation, biological process: circadian regulation of gene expression; entrainment of circadian clock by photoperiod. The transcript has a single exon. The record is from RefSeq and is a predicted model, not a curated record. Lineage: Eukaryota; Fungi; Ascomycota; Saccharomycetes; Phaffomycetales; Wickerhamomycetaceae. Bases 1 to 1737 code for a protein of 578 amino acids. Gene Ontology annotation, molecular function: FAD binding; DNA binding.
AUGCCAACUAAAAGAUCUCCAUCACCAUCAACAAGCAACAUCACUAAAAAGCUAAAACUAAAUAAUCAUUUAGAUUUUAAUUCAUAUACAAAUUUCCAAUCAAAAUAUUACCCAAAGCAAGUUUCAAUUAAACAUGCAAAUCAAUGGAAUAAUGGUGAAAAAUCAAAACCAAUUGAUUAUUUUAAUAAAAUUUAUUCCAAAGGACCACCAAAAUUAAACCAGGAUGAAAAAUUCUUGGUCCAUCUUUUCAAAAAUGAUUUAAGAAUUCAUGAUAAUACAUCAUUUUAUAAUUGUAUUAAAGAUUCUCAAAAGAUUAAUGCUAAUCCAAUUGGUAUUUAUAUUAUAUCAACAAAAUUUUGGAAUUCUCAUUUAGAAAGUUCAUAUAAAAUUGAUUUUAUUUUAAGAAAUUUAAAAUCUUUAAAAGAGAGUCUAUUAAAAUUAAAUAUUCCAUUAUUCAUAUAUUAUUUUGAUGAUGAUAAUAAAUCAAAUAAUGAAUUUGUAAAAUAUCUUGAAUCAAUAAUGACAAACUUGAAAUCCAAUACAAUUUAUUAUAAUUUAAAUUAUGAAAUUGAUGAAUUUAAUAGAGAUUUAUUAAUUUUGGAGAAUUCUAAACUUGAAUCUCAUAUUUAUCAUGAUCAAUGUAUUGUACCACCACAAGUUUUAACAACAUUAAAAGGUACACAAUUUUCAAAAUUUUCACCAUUUUAUAAAAAAUGGGAUGAAUAUUUGAAAACCAAUCCAAUUGAAUUAUUAGAAUUAGAUUUCACAAAGGAUAAGUUUUCAAAAUGGGAUUGGUCCCAAAUUUCACAUGAUAAUACUUUGGAACAAAAUGAUUUAACAUAUAAUCAUUUUAAAUUAAAUUCAUUAAAAGAUUUAGGAGUUUCAGAUAAAGAUAUUAAGCAAACCCAAGAUUUUUAUAAAUCUGGUGAAAGUGAAGCUCAAACUCAUUUAACCAAUUGGUUUAAGAAAAUUAAAAAUUAUCAAUCUAACAAGGAUUUCCCAAGUGAAAUUUCAACAUCAAGAUUAAGUCCAUAUAUAACCCAGGGUGUUAUAUCACCAAGAUAUAUUGUCCUAGAAAGUAUGAAAUUAAAUAAGGGGAAACGUGUUGGUGGUAAUACAGGUAUUGAUACUUUCAUUAAAGAAGUUGGUUGGAGAGAUUUUUAUAGACAUGUUAUGAUUAAUUGGCCAUUUUUAAUGAUGUUUAUCCCUUUCAAUUUUAGUUCAUUAGAUUUAAAAUGGUCCCAGGAUUAUGAGAAUUUUGAGAAAUGGUGUUUAGGUGAAACUGGAUUCCCAAUAGUUGAUGCAUCAAUGAAACAAUUAUUAAAUACUGGUUAUAUGAAUAAUAGAUGUCGUAUGAUUGUUGCAAGUUUUUUAACAAAAGAUUUAGCUAUAGAUUGGAGAAUUGGUGAACGUUGGUUUUAUAAUCAUUUAAUUGAUGGUGAUUUAAUUUCAAAUAAUGGUGGUUGGGGAUUUGCAUCAAGUACUGGUUUAGAUGCUCAACCUUGGUUUAGAAUUUUUAAUGUUUAUACUCAAAGUGAAAAAUUUGAUUCGAAAGGUGAAUUUAUUAAAAAAUGGUUACCAAAUUUAUCAAAAUUAGAUAAUGUUCAUGAACCUUAUAAUGAAAAAAUUGAUCAUAAAGAGGUGGAAAAAUUAACUAAUGGAUACCCUAAACCAAUUGUUGAUAGAAAGAAGGCAAGAGAAGAAACUUUAAAUAGAUAUAGAGAUGCAUUAAUGUGA